AUGUUUUUCUUCUAUUUGUUAAGUUUAUUGUCGCUAGCCGUGCAGGCUACAUUCAUAACCUUAUCCAUUGCGGCUGGCCUGUACUAUUUAGCGGAAUUAGUCGAAGAAUACACUGUAAUGGCCAAAUACAUUAUAACAUGGACUGUUAUAGGUACAGCCUCGAUCCACAUAGGGCUGUUAAUCUUCGAGGAUAUUCCUCUAUACCUGAACGCUUUAGGUCUAGUUCAGCAGGUGUUCCAUAUGCUCCUCCUCAAAGACUUCCCCGUGGUUCGGAUAACCAGCGUCACGUUUGUUACCGCAGUCCUCACUUUGGUACUACAUCAUUAUUUGGCCUUCAAGUUCUUUGGUACUGUGUUCUAUAGUUUUUCAGAGGUGCUAUCAUACUUCACGCUUUGUCUAUGGGUUGUCCCGUUUGCGCUGUUCGUGUCCCUAUCUGCCAACGACUACGUCCUACCCACCACUGGGGAGAAACAACCUUUGUUAUUAGGUGACAACAACGUUUUGACAGAUUAUUUGGCGCGAAAAUCGAAGAAAUAUAGUCUAUUGUCAUUCUUUAGUUUCGCGAAGGACUCCAUACUGCCACAGCGUAGCAAGAAGGCGUUUUAA
This is a messenger RNA of Spodoptera littoralis (African cotton leafworm), 606 nucleotides long. Lineage: Eukaryota; Metazoa; Arthropoda; Insecta; Lepidoptera; Noctuidae. The record is from the annotation of a GenBank genome assembly.